GAAAAACCUCUGGCCAGCCAGCCCUGGCGCACCACUCGCCGCUGCAGCCCCUGCCGUGCGUGUCGUUAUCCCGCCCUCUUGGACGCUUCCUGUAGCCACCACAGCUGUUCAGAAUGGCCAACAGGGGACCUACAUAUGGCCUGAGCCGGGAGGUGCAGCAGAAGAUAGAGAAACAGUACGACGCUGACCUGGAGCAGAUCCUGAUCCAGUGGAUCACCAGCCAGUGCCGCAAGGACGUGGGUCGACCCCAGCCUGGACGUGAAAACUUCCAGAUCUGGCUCAAGGAUGGCACGGUGCUGUGUGAGCUUAUUAAUGGACUAUACCCAGAAGGGCAGGCCCCCGUGAAGAAGAUCCAGGCCUCCACCAUGGCCUUCAAGCAGAUGGAGCAGAUCUCUCAGUUCCUGCAGGCAGCCGAGCGCUAUGGAAUCAACACCACUGACAUCUUCCAAACGGUGGACCUCUGGGAAGGAAAGAACAUGGCGUGUGUGCAGCGGACGCUGAUGAACCUGGGUGGGCUGGCGGUAGCCCGGGAUGAUGGGUUCUUUGCUGGGGAUCCCAAUUGGUUUCCUAAGAAAUCCAAGGAGAACCCUCGGAACUUCUCGGACAACCAGCUGCAAGAGGGCAAGAACGUGAUUGGGUUACAGAUGGGUACCAACCGUGGGGCGUCUCAGGCAGGCAUGACCGGCUACGGAAUGCCACGCCAGAUCCUCUGAUCCCACCCUGCUCCUGUCCUCCUGUGAACCGUUAAUAUAUAUGUAUUUGUAUAUUUUAGCAGUGACAUUCCUCGAGAGCCCCUGGAGACCUUCAGCUCCUCUCUGCCAGGGUGGGGAUCCAACCUGUCCUGUUGGCUGCCUCUCUUCCUGCGCUUACUAAUACACUCC
This is a messenger RNA of Urocitellus parryii (Arctic ground squirrel), 881 nucleotides long. It is a transcript of the gene Tagln2, whose product is annotated as transgelin 2. Gene Ontology annotation, molecular function: actin filament binding. The record is from RefSeq and is a predicted model, not a curated record. Lineage: Eukaryota; Metazoa; Chordata; Mammalia; Rodentia; Sciuridae. Gene Ontology annotation, biological process: actin filament organization. Gene Ontology annotation, cellular component: actin cytoskeleton.